ACAAACUAAAACCAUGCCCACAAACUGAACUCUUUAGAACAAAAAAAAGAUCACAGCCAAAUUACCAGAGAGAUGCUAAGCAGAAGAGCUCUAGCCUCUUCCUCAGUAUUAGCACCAGCUAUUGUUUCCUCAUCCAUUCCCAAAUUCUUGGGCCUUAAAAAAAUUUCAUUUAAUUCAUACUCCUCACCAAAUAUCAAAUGGAGCCUUCAUUUUAAGCUAAAUUAUAGUAAAAGUAGAAGUAUUUCAAGAAUGGAGACUAGAGCCUCUGCUCAGCCUUUGAAGAAUGCUGAUGAGCUUAUUGACUCUGUUGAGACUUUUAUCUUUGAUUGUGAUGGUGUUAUAUGGAAAGGAGAUAAAUUGAUUGAUGGAGUCCCUGCAACUCUUGAUAUGCUUCGUUCAAGGGGCAAAAGAUUGGUUUUUGUAACUAAUAACUCCACAAAGUCCAGGAAACAAUAUGGUAAGAAGUUUGAGACACUUGGUCUAACAGUCAAUGAGGAGGAGAUUUUCGCAUCAUCUUUUGCAGCUGCUGCGUAUUUGAAGUCGAUUGAUUUCCCAAAAGAGAAAAAGGUUUAUGUAAUAGGCGAAGAAGGAAUCUUGAAGGAGCUUGAUCUAGCUGGAUUUCAGUACAUUGGUGGACCAGGAGAUGGUGAUAAAAAGAUUGAAUUGAAACCUGGGUUUCUGAUGGAGCAUGAUAAGGAUGUUGGCGCAGUUGUGGUUGGAUUUGAUCGUUAUUUCAACUACUACAAAGUCCAGUAUGGAACGCUAUGCGUGAGGGAAAAUCCUGGAUGUCUCUUCAUUGCUACAAAUCGUGAUGCUGUCACUCAUCUCACGGAUGCUCAGGAAUGGGCAGGUGGUGGUUCCAUGGUUGGUGCUCUCGUUGGAUCAACUCAGCGGGAACCUCUGGUUGUGGGAAAGCCCUCGACUUUCAUGAUGGAUUAUUUAGCAGACGAAUUUGGGAUUCUCAAGUCACAGAUAUGCAUGGUCGGGGAUCGAUUAGAUACUGAUAUUCUGUUCGGACAAAAUGGCGGUUGCAAAACUCUUCUCGUUCUCUCAGGUGUGACUUCCUUGUCAAUGCUUCAGAGCCCUAACAACUCCAUUCAACCAGACUUCUACACAAACAAAAUUUCUGAUUUUCUUUCUCUGAAAGCUGCAACUGUAUGAACAUUCAUGAACAGUCUCUCAUAUUUUUACACAGUCGAAAGCAAGUUCAAUUCAUGUUUAUGCUUUCUUGUAGAAUAAGUGAGUACAUGUAUGUUUUAUCUGCUAUAAUUGCUACAAUGGCAGUUCUGUUUCA
Mercurialis annua (annual mercury) is the source of this 1294-nucleotide messenger RNA. Its product is annotated as phosphoglycolate phosphatase 1A, chloroplastic-like. Lineage: Eukaryota; Viridiplantae; Streptophyta; Magnoliopsida; Malpighiales; Euphorbiaceae. Bases 73 to 1161 code for a protein of 362 amino acids. Gene Ontology annotation, molecular function: phosphatase activity. The transcript has 10 exons. The record is from RefSeq and is a predicted model, not a curated record.